AUGGAAGCCACCCGGGGGACAGCAGCGCUGCCAAAAAAAGAUGCCGCAGAACGCACAUUGAAACGGCGGCGUGAUGGAGAGUACACUGACUCAUAUCCCCUCCUGCCGCGAGAAGCAAAAGCACUUUCUUUGGAGCUUCGCCAUCUCUGCCCAGCCCUCUGCAGUGGGUUUUUCGCUCAUUCCAAAUAUGGUCGCCUCCAGCACCCCCGGUGCAGGUUUGCAGUUGACAAACCGCCAGUGAUUGUCACCGUUGUGUCAAGCGUGCACCCUGCACGCAGCAAUGAAGAUGGAGAGCUGCUUCUUUCGCCAUUGGACACGUUUAGAAAUUGUAUCUCGAGCACUACGUGGGACCCCAGAGAUGAAUACCUCAUUGCCUCCAAACGCUCCGGGUUUCAGCUUUUUAGUACGUCGUCCUGGCUCACAUUUGGCAAUGGGCUCUCCGAAACAUCGAAGCCAGUAUUAGAGCUCAAAUCGGCCAUUGUGCAAGCACGAUUAGGGGGAGAAAAUAGAAUCAGUUUUGGUCUCUUAGUCACGCAGUUUCUUGGAAGUACGUUACACACCAUUUGUGGCUACAGUGGUACCCCACAGCUCGAUAUUUUUGACCUAGAGGACUUGGACGAAGCAACGGGGUUGCCGCUCCGUACGUACAACCUUCGCUCUUUAAGAUUUGACAGUUGCUCUCGGCCCGUGGGUGAUAUCUCGGCAACCACCGCCGUGGUGACGGUAUCGGACACUGUUGCGGUUGCUGCUCUGUCUAACGGCUGCUCUGCACUCAUUGAUGUGCGGACUGCAAGCCCGGUACUUUGCACUGAGACACCUCCUCCGCCUGCUAUUUUGAGUGUGUGCAACCCAGGCACACGACGAGUUGCGCAAGGAACAGCAAUCACUGCAGUUGAAGUCGCUGAUCGUAGUAAUUGUGUCCAGUUGCUGACCGGAACCAAAGAUGGAAUGAUUGUCCUUUGGGACUUGCGAAAGCGCAACGAGCCUGUUGCAGUAAGUUCCCUUGGUGGAGAGAUUCAAGCACUACAUGCAACGGAUCCAUCAUCGUCGUGUAGGUGCGGUGUGCCGACGGUGUGGCUCAACACCGAUUCGGGUGACAUUGUUCGUUUGUCAAUUGGUGCGUCUUCUUUUGAAGAAGUGACGCGGGUGAGUACCAGUGAUUCGCAACGCACUCAACUGUCAGCAACCCUGUCGCCGCCAAAAAUCUCUGUUAUGCCGCUGUUCAACCUUCUCAUUUACCCUCACAUUUCAUCAAAUAGGCUUUUAUUUUACGAUAUUGGUUGUGGUAUUCAUGCUACUGAAGACCAUUCUGCUGUUGGUUUCGCGAAAUGCGGCACAAGCACGCAGAAGAAUGUCCAAUCAGCGUUAGUGAAUGACUUUAUGGGAACCAGAUCGCAUUUUUCCGAGUAUGAAAGCGAUGACGACUGCGCGCUGCUUCCCUCUGAUUUGCAAAAGAGCACUGCACCCGUGUCUCUUCUCCUCUCUUGCCCAUUUUCUGAUUGGUCAUAUCAAAUAUGCAGUGUUUCUGCGUCCAACAAGCAUAGCACUGUUUGCAUCGGGGGUGAUGACGGCGAUUUGCAUGUGCUCUGUGACUCUAUCUUAUAA
Messenger RNA from Leishmania braziliensis MHOM/BR/75/M2904, 1605 nucleotides. RefSeq lists its product as hypothetical. Gene Ontology annotation, molecular function: protein binding. Bases 1 to 1605 code for a protein of 534 amino acids. The record is from RefSeq and is a predicted model, not a curated record. NCBI's taxonomy places the organism in Eukaryota, Euglenozoa, Kinetoplastea, Trypanosomatida, Trypanosomatidae. The transcript has a single exon.